Molecule: messenger RNA, 3506 nt
Organism: Osmerus eperlanus (European smelt)
Lineage: Eukaryota; Metazoa; Chordata; Actinopteri; Osmeriformes; Osmeridae
Gene: cfap221
Product: cilia and flagella associated protein 221
Exons: 24
Coding region: 920-3445 (841 amino acids)
Biological process (GO): motile cilium assembly; cilium movement
Cellular component (GO): 9+2 motile cilium
Source: RefSeq, a predicted model, not a curated record
CCUUACCUUUAACUGCGGAUUUUAAAAAGCUCGGGCAUGGCUGAGACACUGUUUCUCCUACAGAUGCGUCAGGCCAACAAUUCACAUGGUCCCACAUGCCUACGCAGUCUACAAAGAGAGCGCAUACGCUUGGUUAUAGCCUACAUCAAUUAGACCAUAUUGUAAUCGCAUUACAAUUCAAAUUUGAAUGCCUAUAGCUAAUAUUAAUAUUGUAGAGGAGUCUGCUUUGCUUUAACUCACCUUGUGCUUUGGAUGUAAGGUUCAGAUGCAGUUUAUUCAUACAUAAUUCCUCCUCCCUAACAAAAACUAAGUACGGCUCACAGGCAGGGAGAACUCCUUUAAUCUGAGGCAGGCAAAGAAAAAAGAAAAAACGUUAAUGUAGCCAACAUUGUGUGAUAAAAGAACCCAUAAAGAACCCAUUAACAUAUACCUAUCCAGCUUCAUGCUCACCUGCGCGUAAAUAACAACGAGAAGUAUGUCAAACAUUAAAACGUGUUGCAUUUUGUCAGUCGUUACUCAAACAAUCUUGACAGAUAUAGUAUUUCUGUAGAUGACAAUUCAGAUAAACAAUCCAUUCUAUUAGGACGCUGGAUGCUGAAUUUACCCACUAACGGGAAAAGAAGGUAUUCCCUGAUUGAGUCGAAGUUAUACAGGACGGCAAAAUGAAUUAUCCAUGGUAUAGAACUAUAAUUUGUAAACACUGAAAGUCACAACGAGGAAUGUGAGUGGCCUUUUAGUACUGACACGCGGAGGAUAUCUCCUUCUCCAUCUCCGCCCCCCUGAUCUUCUCCCGCCCCCUUGCUUGUCCCGCUCUGGUCCCGCGGAAGCGUCACUGUGGCAACGAGAAUGUUUGAAAAUGAAUGAAACUACAGCCCUGUUUUUCAUCAUAAUAAAGGCAGUAAUGUAGGCUCGUUUCAAGAUGGCACAAUCGGCACCAGAGACCUUUACAGAAACAUACAGCAAGAAGAUCCUUCUCCCACUGGGACAACUAGUGGAAGAGACCAGAAAAAGAGCUGAUGUUCCCAAUCACCUUCUAGAAACCAAAAUCUGCACCAAGUUAAAGAGUAACAGUGUAAUCCAUGCAGAGCCCUCAGAGCUGCACUUCAGCGGUUUUGAAUUGGGGAAGGAUUACUGCAAGAUCUUGAAAUUAAUCAACAUCUCCUCUGAAGUGAUAAAUAUUCAUAUUCUUUCUACACAAACCAAGUACUUUCAAACAACAUAUUCCAAAAAGUACCGACUAGUCCCAGGACUCUCCUACACUUUGAAAGUGCAAUUUUGUCCUGACGAAUGGCGGUAUUUUUAUGACUGCAUUCAAGUUCACUGUAAGGAAGAAGACAAUCUUGUCAUUCCAGUUCAUGCUUACCCCGUAAUUGAUGACCUACAUAUACCCCCCCACAUCAGCCUCCCUGCUGUUCCCCUGGGAGAGAGAAUCUGUCACGUCAUUCCGCUGAGCUGCAGCUGCCCUGUAGACUUUGAAUUCCAGGUGUUCGUCCUCCAGUCGCACAAGGCCUUCUCUGUCGACCCUCUCACAGGGGUGAUUCCUGCCAAUGGGAAGGUGGACCUGACUGUGGUGUUCAGUCCGUAUCAGUACGGUACCUCUCAGCUCACCUUCCAGGUAGUGCUCUCCCAGUUCAACUCCAAGCCGUGCGUGUGCACCGUCAGUGGAGGCUCCUCACCGCGCCUGGCCAUCAGUCACAAGGAGGGAGGUGAGGGACAGGGGGAGUCAGCUGACAGAGGGAGGCAUCCUCCUAGCCCUCCCAAAAGACCUCCGACCACAACCCAGGUCAAGCUCAGGUCAAUACGCACUCCUGAAAAGCCAAAGAGAGAUGCUCAGCUGUGCCUGGAGAAGAUGCCAGACCUGUCCACUCACACAGGAGUGUCUAAACUGCUUCAGAAAAAAAUGGACAAAAUGAGCAUUAAAGACCUGAGAGAUGCCAUGUCCCAGAACAAACUGAGCGUCCUGACCAGACAGAUGAAGGCGGUCUUCUUUAAGAACAAGAUUCAACAAGACAUCCAGGAAGAGAGGUCUAAUCACCUCAGAUGGCAAGUUCACCUUGGGAAGGAGCCCGUAACGGCUAAGAGCAGGAUGCAGAUUCUGGAGGAGAGGGAAAUGGCAGGUGAUGAAUAUAUGGCCAGUAAGAGAGUGGGGAGGAGUGAGUGGGACUGUGCCCGGGGCCCGCUCAAGCUCUCAGUGAGGAGGGUUGUACGCAACGCAGGACAGAUUCCACAGGCACCAGCCAGCUUGCUAAACGUGGGAGUCGACUCUGGCGCUCCGCUGGAGGUCAGACUUAAGGCUCUGCGUCUCUUCCAGCAGGUGGCCCGGAAGGUUGUGAUUGGAUGCCGUAUGAACAGCAGGUUAGCUUGUCUGAGGAGGCUGACCCUCAGCAUGAAGACACAGUCCACAGCAGAGAGAGCAGAGGAGGAGAGUCUUGGUCCUCUGUGUGCUCCAGGCAGUGUGCGUCCCUUCUCCUUCCCCAUCUUCCACCCUCCACACCUGGCACGUGAGCUUGCUCCUAGCGCUCUGGGCGUAGUUCCUGUGACGCCCAUCGACGUGACGAUCCAGGCUCAUGCUCCGUUCUUCAGCCUCAAGGUUCCCCAACACUACAAACUCAUGGGCUACCAGCCAGUGUGUCCUUUUGAGGCAGCAGCCAAUCACAUGCCCCCAGGCUUACCCAGGACGCUACGCACCGGAGCUGAGGACGAGCUGCUUCCCGCCGUGUUGCCCCCCUCCGCAGAGCUGGACGAGACAGCGGCGUGUCAGGAUGCCCACGGCCUGACCUUCACAGCCCCCCAGGCCCUCGUCGACCCCUCCUACUCACACCCCCUACGGAUCUUUAACCCAGCUCCUGGACUGCACGCCUUCAAGAUGACCCCUCGCUACCUGGAGUGUGACCCGGAGUUCCACCUGUGCCCGCUGCCCAGAUACACCGUGCGGAAGAGCGAGGUGGCGGGCGUACACACCCCCAAGACCCAGAAGAAGUUCCUAGACAGAACGGAUGUGAUCCCUGGGGUCAUGACCUGGAAGGAGUUCCCCUCAGCUGCCCUGGCCUCUUUCAACCACCCUACUCUCACCAGCUACUGGGUCCCGCGCAGGUGUGACCCCUUCAGCAGCGAGCUCCUCCCUGCCGAGGCCCCGGGCCCGCCCCUCAGGGGCCUCCCUGACCACGUCAGGCUGGACCUGCUGGAUGGACCGUGUGAGGGCCCAGCAGGGAUCUCUCUGACCCCGGAGAUGGUCCGAGCAGCCUUCCCCAUGACUGAGAGCCCUCCCUCCAAACACACCAAGAAGGACAGCCACCAGGAGGACACCAGAGAAUUCCGAGAGCGGCAGCUGGAGGUAUCUCUGAGGUGUCAGACCAACAGGCUGGGCUCCAGGGUGACGGCUCGACUCCACACGCUCUGGGCCGUGGCCGGGGCCAGCCCCUCAACUGCACCAAGCAAGAAAUAGCUCUCCAUCAUGAAACACUGUCUGAAUUAAACUUUUAUGACGUUUGACAGUUGAUUCUAAU